Colius striatus (speckled mousebird) is the source of this 3949-nucleotide messenger RNA. RefSeq names its product family with sequence similarity 78 member B (gene FAM78B). The record is from RefSeq and is a predicted model, not a curated record. The coding region runs from base 1 to 786 and encodes 261 amino acids. Lineage: Eukaryota; Metazoa; Chordata; Aves; Coliiformes; Coliidae. The transcript is spliced from 2 exons.
AUGGGGUGCCUGCAGAGCGUGGCCUGCAAGGCGCGGGUGCGGCGGGAGCAGAUCGUGGUGUCGGACGUGUCGGCCACCAUCGAACCGGCGGCCACUGCCAUCGAGGAGAGCUCGCCGGUGGUGCUGCGGUACCGCACGCCCUACUUCCGCGCCUCGGCCCGUGUCCUCAUGCCGCCCAUCGCCCGGCGCCACACCUGGGUGGUGGGCUGGAUCCAGGCCUGCAACCACAUGGAGUUCUACAACACCUACAGCGACCUGGGCGUGUCAAGCUGGGAGCUGCCUGACCUGCGAGAAGGAAGAGUAAAAGCCAUCAGUGACUCGGAUGGUGUGAGCUACCCCUGGUAUGGGAACACCACAGAAACCGUGACCCUGGUUGGACCCACUAACAAGAUCUCCAGGUUCUCGGUGAGCAUGAAUGACAAUUUCUACCCCAGCGUGACGUGGGCUGUCCCCGUAAGCAACAGCAACGUGCCCCUGCUGACUAGGAUUAAAAGGGACCAGAGCUUUACCACGUGGCUGGUGGCCAUGAACACCACCACCAAGGAAAAGAUCAUCUUGCAGACUAUAAAGUGGAGGAUGCGAGUGGAUAUUGAGGUGGAUCCCAUGCAGCUGCUGGGGCAACGGGCACGGUUGGUGGGAAGGACUCAGCAGGAGCAGCCCCGGAUCCUCAGCAGGAUGGAGCCCAUCCCACCCAACGCACUAGUGAAACCCAAUGCCAACGAUGCCCAAGUCCUCAUGUGGAGGCCGAAGCGAGGUCAGCCUAUAGUUGUGAUACCUCCCAAAUAGAGAAGCGCCGGGGCACGCACAUGUGAGGACCUGGCUGCUGUCAGCCUGCUGCAAGCCAACAGGGUUUCCAAGCCAAAGCAGACCUCUUGGGUUCUCCUGCCUUUGUAGCUGUGGUUGGAAACGUGGAUCCUCCUUAAAAAGAGAGCCCAGCUGAGCCCGGGGGGGUGCAGCAGAGGGAUGGCUGAGCUGGAGGGUUUCCCAGGAAGCAGAGCCAAGUACUUCUAGGGGCUUGUAGCUGGCAAAGAGUCUGUCUGACCUGAACCACUUGUUUUGUCUCAUGGGGCACUGCAAGGAGCACGAGUGUGUGACCUGUGCCUGUGGCAAACGCCGCUCCCCCUGCAGCUGGUGGUAGAAGCGGAGGCUGUUCCUGCCGGGCUCGGAGGGCUCCCGUGGGGACCCUUCCUGCUGGGCUGUGGGGGUCCCCAUGGGGUCUAUACCUAUGCAUUUUGGAUGGAUCGCCGGGCUCUGGCGCUGCCCUCUGUGCCUGGCAGGGCUGCCUGGGAGCAGAGCAGGAGCUGGUGGUGCCAUGGCGCUGAGCCGGGCUCGGUGCUGGGCACUGCCCACAGCCCCAGGGGUAAUGGGACAUGUUUUGCAUGCGUCUGGGUGUUUUUGGAGUAGUUGUGAGUGUAGGAGAUGCCGUAGCUCUUUUCCGUCUUGGAGUGAGAUCUAAGGGCAGGUUAGAUGUCCUUUUGUUUUAAGGUGCACUAAAUCUUUGCAGUUCCUCAACCUUCCCUCCCCCACCCCAAAUCCUGACGACCCUUCUCUUCCGGAAGCAAAACCGAUCCUCGGCUGAGUGAGCAGUGGGGGGCGGUGCCAGGUCACCAGCCCAGGUGCUUGCUGGCUCUGUGUGUGGGGGGUACCCCGACCAGCUUGGCUGCUACUGCACACCCAAGUCCCUUACAAGAAGCUGGGUGCUUGCUCAUUUUCCACACAAAUGUUGGCUCACGUGGGGACCCUCCUGCUCUUCAGCCACCCACAGAGCAGGGUGGCUGCUGGCAGGGAUGCCAGUGGAGGGGACAAUGUGGCAUGUCCUUGUAACUCCCCAGGCUCUGCAGGACCAGGGGUGUGAGCAGAGGCAAGCCUGGGUUUGCGUGGGAAGCCACAUCUUGUGCUGUUCCCAAGUGAGAUGUGCACCGCAGUACCCACCGGCAAAGGGGCUCCCCAGGUACCUUAAACCAAAAAUCCCUGUGAAAUCCCCAUGCUACUUACUAUUCUCAGCGGUGUUUGCUGCUGAUUUGAUUCCUUAUUUAUGUUUCCCUUUGGGAGCUGUGCAUUUUUGGUGCCUCAACACACACCUCCCCGUGCCGGGGCUCCCGCUGGGCCUCUCCCUGGCCGGGAACCUGCUGCUUUCGGUGCCUAUGCUAUGGUUUUACUGGGGCUAUGGCCUCGCCGUGGGAAAGGUUUGGAGGGAGCGGGGGCUCUGUACUUUGUUGUGUUUUUCUAGAGCCAAACUUCUACUGGGAGCUUGCUGCUGUCAGAAGAUGUCCCGCUCCUGCGAGACUCUGCCCGUGGUUUUGUGCUGGUGUGGGAUUGACAGUGGCUUUUUCCGUCGCUGCUGUUUUGUUUCUCAAAAGGGGCGUGUGGAGAGGGGUUAGAAACUUUAAGUACAAUUUUCCUUAAUGUUUAGAGGAGGAGGGGUAGGUACCUUUUGGGUUGAAAUAGGGCAGAUCUGUAUUUUUGACCCAGUGGGCAGCACCAGAGGAAGGAGUUCCUUGAUAAAUGGGGGUGGGCUCCCAGCCAGGAGAGGAUGCUGCAUCCAGAGGGGCUCCCCAAGCCUAUGGUGAAGGGCUGGGGCUGUGUGCCAUCCCUCAGCCUCGGGAGUUGCCAGCAGGCUGGGAGAGCAGGGCUGCUGCUGCAGGGAUGCUGGUGAGUUUCUCGUCUUUUUGGGAUGUGCUGGCUGGUUUGAGCCUUGGCAUGUCACAGGCUGCACCAGCGUGACACUAGAGGCUGCUGCUCCUCUCUGUGUGUCUGCAGCACUCUCAGGGAGGUGCUGGGUGCUCCCUGAUGCUGGGCUCAGGGCCUGGCUGCAGGCAGGGUCUGGCUGAGCCCCAGGGCCAUGCCUGUGUUCCCCUCUCUGAAUUCCUGUGCCUGCUCCUUCUCCCAUGGCUGGAUUUGGUGUGCUUAACUGGGUUUGAUGCAUGGGUUGUCUUCCCUCUUUCUUUAACAAAAAAAAAGUUUGUAUAAAAGGUUUGCAAACUGCAGGCAGGGUUUGUGAAAAAACAAGUAGCAGGCAGGGUUUGCAAGGAUUUGAGGGUGUUUUGGGUGUCUGCACAGGGCACAUGUUCCUGUUCAGAGGGAAGCGGUGGGUGAGCUGGAGCCUGGGGGCAGGGUCUGGGCUUAGCCCUGUCACAGCCACACUGAUGGUUGCUCUGAGCCAGAGCCCUUUCCUGCACCCCUCUUUUGUAGGAGCACCCCGUUACCUCAGGGAGGGGGCAGGUCCUGGAGAUGCCCAGCUGCGCUCUCCCCUCUUGCCCUGAGCCUCGGGGUGCCCCUUCCCCUCUCCCCUCAUCCUCGAGUCACUUAUUUAUUUAUUUAUUUAUUUAAGUUAUUUAUUGGUAUUUAUUGACAGCUGGAAGUCGGGGGGUGGGGGGGUGUGUCAUUUGUGCUGCAUGGACAGGGGCAGCUGGAUGUUCCCUCCCCCUUGCCCAGCUCCCCGUAUUUUGGGGUGCUGCUGUGUGUUUGGGAGCAUCGCUGAGGAGGGAUGCUUGCAGGUCCCUGUGCUCUCGUCCCUUUUUGGAGCUGGGGGCAGUGGACAAAGGAAGGGUCAUGCCCGUGGGUGCCUGCAGGGAAGACACCCCGUGCCUGUCCCCUCUCCCGGUGCCGGGCUCCCUCCCGUGACCAGCCGUAUGUAUUGGCUGGGCCUCCUGGCCUUUCCCCGCCCGGCUCCCACUGGCUUUGCUGCUGCUGGUUGCUGGAGCUGGUACAAAGAGCCAGGGCCGUGUGGGCGUCGCUAUGGAGAAAAGCCCAAGCCAGGUAUUCUGCUGCUGCGUGGGGAAAAUCGGAAGGAGAAGAGGAAAGCUGGUUUUGCAGAGUGCCUUAAACACAAAACGACUCUACUGAGUAGGGGGCUUGGACUUGUGUCUCUGGAUGUUAUUACCAACUCAAACAAAUGUUGCAUUUCACUUCUCUGGGAUUAAAGGAAAACCACUGGAGCUGUACUGGA